Messenger RNA from Fusarium keratoplasticum, 1365 nucleotides. Its product is annotated as Hydroxymethylglutaryl-CoA synthase. The transcript is spliced from 4 exons. Lineage: Eukaryota; Fungi; Ascomycota; Sordariomycetes; Hypocreales; Nectriaceae. The coding region runs from base 1 to 1365 and encodes 454 amino acids. Gene Ontology annotation, molecular function: hydroxymethylglutaryl-CoA synthase activity. The record is from RefSeq and is a predicted model, not a curated record. Gene Ontology annotation, biological process: ergosterol biosynthetic process; acetyl-CoA metabolic process.
AUGGCCGCCCGUCCUCAAAACAUUGGCAUCAAGGCCAUUGAGAUCUACUUCCCCAGCCAGUAUGUUGAGCAGACUGAGCUCGAGAAGUUCGAUGGCGUCAGCACUGGAAAGUACACCAUUGGUCUUGGCCAGACCAAGAUGUCCUUCUGCGAUGAUCGCGAGGACAUCUACUCCUUCGCCCUGACCGCCACCAAGAACCUCCUCAAGAACUACAACGUUGACCCCAACUCAAUUGGUCGUCUCGAGGUCGGCACUGAGACCCUCCUCGACAAGUCCAAGUCGGUCAAGACUGUUCUCAUGCAGCUCUUUGGCGACAACACCAACAUCGAGGGUGUCGACACCAUCAACGCCUGCUACGGUGGUACCAACGCCGUCUUCAACACCAUCAACUGGAUUGAGUCCUCUGCUUGGGACGGCCGUGAUGGUAUUGUUGUGGCUGGUGACAUUGCCCUCUACGCCAAGGGUAACGCCCGUCCCACUGGCGGUGCUGGCGCCGUUGCUCUGCUCAUUGGCCCCAACGCUCCUAUUGUUGCUGAGCCUGGCCUGCGCGGUACCUACAUGCAGCACGCCUACGACUUCUACAAGCCCGACCUGACCAGCGAGUACCCCUACGUCGACGGCCACUACUCCAUCAACUGCUACACCAAGGCUCUCGAUGCCGCUUACCGUGACUACUGCAAGCGUGAGGCCAAGCAGUCCACCAACGGUGUCACCAACGGCAGUGACCCUAACCGAACCAACCUCGACCGCUUCGAUUACCUUGCCUUCCACUCCCCUACUUGCAAGCUCGUCCAGAAGUCUUAUGCCCGACUCCUCUACCACGACUACCUUGCCAACGCCGACUCGCCGGCUUUCGCCGAGGUCGCCCCUGAGCUCCGCGACAUGGACUACGAGAAGUCUCUGACCGACAAGGUCGUUGAGAAGACCUUCAUGGGUCUCACCAAGAAGCGCUUCCAGGAGCGCGUUAACCCCUCUAUCCAGGUUGCCACCAACGUUGGUAACAUGUACUGCGGCAGUGUCUGGGGUGGUCUGGCCAGCUUGAUCAGCGUCGUCGACAACAAGGCUCUCGAGGGCAAGCGAAUUGGUCUCUUCAGCUACGGUUCCGGUCUCGCUGCCAGCUUCAUGUCUUUCCGCAUCAACGGCAACGUCGAGCGCAUCUCUGACGUUCUCGACAUCCCCACCCGCCUCGCUGCCCGCCGCGCUGUGCCCCCUGAGAACUACGACAAGAUGUGCGAUCUCCGAAAGCAGGCUCAUCUCCAGAAGGACUACACCCCCAAGGGUGAGAUCUCCGGCAUUGUCCCUGGAACUUACUACCUUACCAAGGUCGACGACAUGUUCAAGCGCGAGUACGCUAUCAAGGAAUAG